AGUUCAGUUGCUAUUCAGAAGAUAUCAAUGAAACGUACAAGUGCACUGUUUAGCGAAGUUGACACUAUGGUUUUACGUAAUAUAAUGAAACAUAAAAAGAAUGUACUUGAUAUACACCAUCCAACACACCACCAAUAGUCUUGCUUUGAACGUCGACGGCGGUGUGCGCGUCAUAACAAAACAUGUGCUUAUUAACUUGUUUCCUACUAGUAAUAGUUGCGGUUGUGUACGUGAUACAAACAGUCACAAAGCCGAAGAACUUUCCUCCAGGUCCAAAAUGGUAUCCAAUAUUCGGAAGCAGCGCGUUCGUCCAGAAAAUGGCAAAGAAGUAUGGGUCACAAUGGAAGGGCUUAUCCCAUAUAGCAAAAGAAUAUUCAACUAAAGUUCUCGGCAUAAAGCUCGGCUCGGAACCGAUAGUUGUCGUUUUCGGUGAAAAUAAUAUACGACGAGUUUUCACUGAGAAAGAGUUCGAAGGUCGACCUGAUUCUUUUUUUAUUAAACUACGUUGUCUCGGAAAGAGGAUGGGUAUAACAUUCGCCGAUGGCACGCUAUGGAGAGAGCACAGGCAAUUUACUGUAAAACAUCUUAAGAAUGUUGGUUUUGGAAAGACUGCUAUGGAAGCCGAAAUACAAAACGAGAUGCAAUCUAUAUUAAAAUAUAUCAGCGAACACAAAAACAAAUCAUUCAGUCCAAAACAUAUACUUGCAACGUCGGUUAUAAAUAUUCUAUGGAAAUUUACUGCUGGUGAGCGAAUAAAAGAGGAACGCUUAAAAUUUUUAUUGGAUUUAUUAAAAGCGAGAUCUGAAGCUUUCUCUAUGGCGGGCGGUUGGCUGAACCAGUGGCCGUGGAUCAGGUUCUUUAUGCCCCAACGAAGUGGAUUUACGCUCAUAAAAAAAAUGAACCAGCAAAUAUCUGACAUCAUUGAGGAAAGUAUAAUGAAACAUAAACAAAAUAUAACAGCGAGGAGAGAUUUUAUAUAUUCUUUUCUGGAGGAAAUGAAAGAAAAUAAGGAAACAUUUACAGAGGAACAAUUGAAAGUCAUAUGCCUGGAUAUUCUGAUAGCCGGUUCACAGACUACGAGCAAUGUUCUAGAGUUUGCUUUGUUGAAAGUUUUAAGGGAUAAGAAUAUACAAGAGAAAAUUUAUAACGAAAUAUUUAAUACGAUUGGUCACAAUAUGCCAUCAUGGACAGACACUAGCAGGCUAGUGUACACGAUGGCGUUCUUAUCUGAAAUACAGAGAUAUUUUACUAUAGUGCCGAUAGCGGGACCGAGGAGAGCGCUCGACAAUAUACAUAUGGAUGGUUACGUGAUACCUAAAGAUACGACGAUACUGAUAUCGGUGGGAGAUGUGCAUUUCGAUCCGAACGUUUGGGAGGAACCGGAAAAAUUUAUGCCCGAAAGAUUUAUAGAUAGUAAAGGGAAUUUAAAGAACGUCGAACAUAUGUAUCCCUUUGGGAGCGGUCGCAGGCGAUGUCCGGGCGAUUCUCUCGCCAAGUCUUUUAUAUUCAUAGUGUUCGUCGGCAUUAUGCAGAGAUUCAGGAUCGAAUGCAGUAAUGGCGUCUUACCUUCAGAGAAACCAAUUAUUGGCUUAAUUUCGAGCGCGAGACCGUAUACGGCCGAGUUUAUUUCAAGACAAUGAAUGACAGUUUAAUAGAGAAAUUGGUAGAUAAAUAAUAAUAAAAAAAUUACAAUUUA
Messenger RNA from Melitaea cinxia (Glanville fritillary), 1696 nucleotides. It is a transcript of the gene Cyp305b1, whose product is annotated as probable cytochrome P450 305a1. NCBI's taxonomy places the organism in Eukaryota, Metazoa, Arthropoda, Insecta, Lepidoptera, Nymphalidae. Bases 183 to 1640 code for a protein of 485 amino acids. Gene Ontology annotation, molecular function: iron ion binding; heme binding; oxidoreductase activity, acting on paired donors, with incorporation or reduction of molecular oxygen, reduced flavin or flavoprotein as one donor, and incorporation of one atom of oxygen. Gene Ontology annotation, cellular component: intracellular membrane-bounded organelle; cytoplasm. Gene Ontology annotation, biological process: xenobiotic metabolic process. The record is from RefSeq and is a predicted model, not a curated record. The transcript is spliced from 8 exons.